Messenger RNA from Tetrahymena thermophila SB210, 3225 nucleotides. RefSeq lists its product as hypothetical. NCBI's taxonomy places the organism in Eukaryota, Ciliophora, Oligohymenophorea, Hymenostomatida, Tetrahymenidae. The transcript has 5 exons. The record is from RefSeq and is a predicted model, not a curated record.
AUGGCUGAACAAUUUUUAGAAAAGUAUCUCAAGGCUGAAAAUAAAAUAUAGGAAAUCCUUACUGCAGGCUCUUCCGAUCCUAGCAUUAAAUAAAAAAUACUCAAUUACAUCAUUGAAGGUGUAAACCAAAGAGAUAAAUAUUUAGCAGCUCUUUAAGUUUACGUUUGUGCUCUUUCCAAUUAAUUCGUAUAGACAAGUGACAUAAAACUUAAUGAAAUUGAAAAGAGACUUUUCAGUAUCAUUAAAAAAAAUAAAGAUGACCAAGAGAUAGUAGAAUAAUUGAGCAUUGUCAUUUGUAAAGCUUAUUCUCUAUUCAUAAAAGAUGAUGAAGAAAAUAUUAAUUAUAAGAAAUAAUUUCCAGUUUUCUUUUAAGAAUUUGAAGUAAUGAUUAAACAAAAGGAGUUAUUGUUGGCUGCUCUUAGCAUACUCAAGCAAGUUAUAGUAAACUGGCCUGACUUUUACACUUCAUACUAAGAUAAGAUUAUUGAAUCACUCUAAAGUGGAUUGUCUCACACUGAUAAAAAGACUUUUACUAGUGCAGUUAAGGUUGCUUUGAUGAUUAUUUAGUAAUAACCUAUCUAACAACUUAGAUAAUUCAAUCCAUUAAUAGAUCCAUUAGUACAAAAAAUUUAUAAAAAUUUAAGUGCUUUUGAUACAAUUUGUAUGCAAUAUUUUGAAGAGUGUAUAGUAUCACAAUCUAUUUUGUUUAGGAAGCAUUACAAUUUUAUCUUAGAAUAAUUGAAUAAAUAAUUGAAUGAUUCCUCUAUUGAUCACAAAAUCUUUUAAUCUGCUAUUAAAAGCUGGCUUUUGCUAUUCGAUAAAUAAAAAAGCUUCAUAAUUUAAUAACACACUAGCAGCUCUAUCAAAAACAUUUAUAGUCUUAUCUUUAGCUAUUUGGCUACUGAUAAUAUAAACGAGGAAUUGUUUAGCCAAGCUUAAGAAAAGAAGAAAUCUUCAAUCAAACUGAUAUCUUUAGUAAAUAAUCCUAUUUUUGCUAAAACACAAUUUGCUCUUAAACAACUCAGAGAUUUGUCAAAAAUAAUGACUUUGCAAGAAGUUAAAAACUAUUAUAUAGAAAUAUUUGUUGAAUUCUAUUAGAAAUCAGUUCCUAGCUUUACUUAUGCUGCAUUUAUUGGAUUUUCUACAAUAGGUGAGUAUAAGAUUACUGUCUAAGAUUUGGUUGAAUUUUCUUAGUUAGCUGUUAAAAAAAUUAAAAAAGGUACAAUAGUUGAAAAAUUUGCAGUAUUAAAUAGCAUUUCAUUUAUGUGUGACUUUUUAGGAGCUAAAUUUACAAACAAGUUUUAAACUCUAAUUAUGAAAAAUGGCCUCAUUUUUUCGUUAUAAAAUUCAAAUAGCGAAAGAGCUCUCAUCUACUAAACUUUAACUCUAUUUAUAGGCAAUUUGAAAAAUGGUAUAGAAAUAGAAGAUCUCAAAUAGAUAUUUGAAGCAGUUAAUAAAGAUUUAAAGGAGUAAGACAAUGAGAGUGCUAAAUAUUAUAGCCUUAUCCUGAUCGAUCUUUUAAUAUAAAAAUACAACAAUGAAAUGAAAGUGUACUCAGAUGAUUUGUACAACUUAAUUAAAAAGUUAAAGAGCGAAAAUAUAGAUUUGAAUUGUUUAAAAUAUGAAGUUCAAGCAAACUUCAUUUAAAAUUAUAGUGAGAAUAAACAUUUCUAAAAUGAUGUGGAGAAUCUCGUGAAUUCAGCAAUAUAAUUAAAAAAGAUUGAAAACUUGGAAGGAGUAGAAUAAUAUAAUUAUAUUUGUAAUCAAAUAAAUAUUUUAUUUAAGAUAACUUAAGCUCUUUAGCAAAUUAAGAGUAUAAAUAAAAAAUCUGAAAUUCUUGUUAGUGCAUCACUUAUAAUGUUAGAGAAAAGCAUUGAAUAUCUUAUUUAGAAGAAAUAAAAUCAAGAAGAGGAAGAAGAAAAUCCAUCAGAUUUAGAUAAUAAUUAAGAUGAAAUAGACUUAAAUGCACCUCGCAAAAUUUUCCAAGCCUUGAAAAUAAUUUUUGAAGAAAAUGACAAAGCAUAAAACGCAGAUAAAGUAUUACAAUUGGGUUUAAAAGUACUUAGUGACUUAAAUGAUCAUCUUAACUUAAGAGACUCAGUUAUUGAUAUACUCCCUUGUUUGUUUAAAAUUUUAAAAGAAAGAAAAAGUGAAAACUUAUAAGAAGGAGUAUAUGAAAUGAUUAAGUCUUUAGUAAAUAACAUGCAAGCAGAAACUGAUCAUGGUGUAGUGCUUGAUUAACUAGAAUUAAUUUAUAAAACUUUAGAAUAAGUUGGAAAAUGCUUUGAUGCAGAAACAGUUAAAAGCAUAAUGAUCUUCCUUUUUGAAGUUUGCUAAAAUGCUGUUGAAAAUAUAGACUAAAAGACAGAUAUUUCUUCAAAAAAUACUCACAAAAAAAGCAAAGAUGAUGACGAAGAUGAAGAUGAUGAAGAGGAUGAUGAUGAAGAAGAAGAAGAUGAUGAAGAGGAUGAAAAUGAAGAAGAAAUAGAAUAAAAUAAAGAAGAACUAGAAUUAGUCUAAGCAAUAGGACCAAUUAUUGAAUUACUUUAUAAAACUCAUACAGAAGAGGCAUACCAAUGUUUUGACGAAAUUAUUUGUGAGAGAGUUUUAGGACUCUGUGAUAGCGAAGAUGAAAAUUUUAAAUUAGUAGGAUAUAACAUUAUCUCUAACUUAAUAUCUAUACUUGGAUAUGAAAAGCUUAAAGAUUAUAUUGAAGAAAUUUUUGCUUAUCUCACGGAAGGUAUUGAAGCUUAAAUGUAUUCCUUGAAGCAAACAUCUGUUUAUGGUUUGGGAUUACUUUGUCAAAUUAUGCCUUAGCAAGAUUUCAAAUAAUACAAAUUAUAUAUUUCAGAAGCUAUCAUAUCUUGUAUUUUACAUGAGCCAGAAGGAAUCAACUUAGAAGAAGAAGAAAUGGAUGAAGAAUUAGAGGAAGAAUUUACUUUGUUUAUUGACAACUCGAUAUCAGCUCUUGCAAAGUUAAUCAAAUACUAAAACUUUAAUGAUGAAUCUGGUCCUUUCAUUGAUUUACUACCAAUUAAAAUGGAUGAAGAGGAAGGAUUAAUAGCUCAUGAAAUUUUUGUAGAUUUAAUUUUGGAAAAUAAAUUUUCUGAUGAAUUUAAUAAAGAAAUUAAAGAAGCUGUAUUAAGAAUCAAGGAGAGUGAAUUUAUCAAUGACUCAAUCUUGAAAAAGUUAAAUAAAAUUUUAACUUUGAAAUAAUUUAAGUGA